GGUCGGUAGCAGGAACAAACCAUGAAUGGUAGAAAAUGCAAGUACGAUCGUAAUCAAACCUUCGUCGGAGCCGAACUCCCAUCUCCCACGUAACCAUAAUCGUUUAUAAUCCCAUUCCAAUUCUCUCAGCUCCAUCCCAAACACUCUGUUAGCGUCUCUAAUGGCUACACUUAACAUAAACGCAGCUCAUAAGCUCACAACCUCCUCCUUAAAUCCUCAACCCCACAAACCCAGUUCUCUUCCUUUCUUCUUGUGUGCCCAGAACUUCAGCAGACCUGGCCCAUCGAAGAAAUGGGUCAUCUCGGCCCGGAAAAAACGAAGCUUUACUGUUGGGUCAGUGACGGAGGACAGAGAGGUGGCUGCUGAUCAAGAGAGCCGGUUGUUGGUUGAUGGGUCUGAAGAGUUUGUGGGUCUUCAAUCUGAAUCGUCUGGUUCUGGAGGAAAUGGAGAUGGGGAGGAUUUGGAUAAGUUGACCAGUAGAGCUGUCAAUGCUUUGAUUGUUCUCGGCUUUGGGACCUUUGCGGUGUCUAAGUUGCUUACGAUUGACCAUGACUAUUGGCAUGGAUGGACCCUUUACGAGAUAGUGAAGUAUGUACCUGAGCACAAUUGGAUUGCCUACGAACAAGCCCUCCAAGCAAACCCUGUUUUAGCCAAAAUGGUGAUAAGUGGGGUAGUCUAUACUCUAGGAGAUUGGAUUGCCCAAUGUUAUGAAGGGAAGCCGCUUUUGGAAUUUGAUAGAACACGCAUGUUCAGAUCAGGGCUUGUAGGGUUUUCCCUCCAUGGAUCCCUUUCUCAUUAUUAUUACCAAUUUUGUGAGGCUCUCUUUCCUUUGGAAGAUUGGUGGGUUGUCCCGGCCAAAAUAGCCUUUGACCAAACAGUGUGGGCGGCUAUAUGGAACAGCAUCUAUUUUGUGGCUUUGGGGGUCUUGCGUUUUGAGUCCCCAACCAAGAUUUUUGAUGAACUGAAGGCUACAUUUCUACCCAUGCUGACUGCAGGAUGGAAACUUUGGCCAUUUGCUCAUCUAGUUACCUAUGGCCUGAUUCCUCUUGAACAAAGGCUUCUUUGGGUGGACUGUGUGGAGCUUAUUUGGGUUACUAUUCUCUCAACAUAUUCAAAUGAGAAGUCAGAAUCCACUAUAUUGGAGGUAUCGUCUGGAGCAGAUUCCACUUCUUCGUCAAGCAGUUCUCGUAAGGACUAAAUGUUAUAUGGUACUGAGAAGAAGUUUUCUAUAGUAAUCACCAUAUCCACUCAUUUAGUGUUCUGAGGCCAGAGGGAAAGCGCAAAUCCCAGAUGUGCAGUAAGGGAGAUCAUCAUCUAUUGAUUGACUAGACUAGCACCCCUAUAGCUUCAUAGAGAAACCAGCAUUCAUCGGUUCGGGUAACUAACGUAUAUAUACACGAUGCAAAUAAUUUUUUUCUUCAUCAGAUAUGUUGUAUGUCUGUUUCAAAUUGAAUCAGCUCUUCCUGGUCGUCACAUGUUAUAUAGAAUUUAAUCGAGUAGCUGUAGAAUUUGACAGGCCUGCGGCAACUCAUGUAAUAGUAUCUAUAGUCUGUAUACUUAUAUCCAUAGUGCUAUUAAGAAGAUUUCGUCUCUCGCUA
Rosa chinensis is the source of this 1598-nucleotide messenger RNA. RefSeq lists its product as uncharacterized. Gene Ontology annotation, cellular component: membrane; cytoplasm. The record is from RefSeq and is a predicted model, not a curated record. The transcript has 7 exons. Bases 161 to 1198 code for a protein of 345 amino acids. NCBI's taxonomy places the organism in Eukaryota, Viridiplantae, Streptophyta, Magnoliopsida, Rosales, Rosaceae.